AUGAAUCGGGCGGAGAUUCAGCAGAUCAUGGCACAAUACGAGGCUUCGGCUCGUAAAGACUACGCAUUAGGCUCUCCAAGAGUCGAUCAACUCCUGACUCUGAUCCAAUUCAACGUUUUUCGAGCGCUUGUGGACAACACGUCCGUGCUGAGAUUUACUAUGGAUUGGCUAGAUGAAGAAGCCAUUUCCCCAUGGUGUGAAGGUGUACCUGAAUCUCGAAUCAGCUUUUGCCCAGCGGGUCUCCGUCCUACUGUUUUGCAACAGGAGAUUUCUCAUCACCCGUGGAUAGGCCUCUUCCCGAUCCCCCAAAUGAGGAAUAACCUAUUACGAAGACAUGGAAACUUCGAUGAAACUGCCCUUUGCAAUGACCUUGUUGAUUUCUAUGAUGUUUCAAACGAUGAGACCGGCUUGAUUGUGUGGCAAAGUCCAUGGCAUCCGUCGGGGUGGGAGGUUAGCGAGGCUUUCUUGCGUAAAUGGAACUGGGUCGUCAGAGGAUGUGAUGACCUUGCCAGAUCAACCAAUUAUUGGCGCGGAAUACGUGGAGAAGAACCUCUGAUGUUUGAGAUUUGA
Molecule: messenger RNA, 570 nt
Organism: Penicillium canescens
Lineage: Eukaryota; Fungi; Ascomycota; Eurotiomycetes; Eurotiales; Aspergillaceae
Product: DUF3425 domain-containing protein
Exons: 1
Coding region: 1-570 (189 amino acids)
Source: RefSeq, a predicted model, not a curated record